Aspergillus calidoustus is the source of this 2451-nucleotide messenger RNA. Lineage: Eukaryota; Fungi; Ascomycota; Eurotiomycetes; Eurotiales; Aspergillaceae. The record is from the annotation of a GenBank genome assembly.
AUGCCCGAACGGGUGCGAACCGUCUUCACCGACGACGACGACGAGGCACCUGUCGCCAAACCACAAACGACCACGAAAACCGGGCCGAAGGAGGUCUCGGAGGGGACUCAGAAUGGAAGAAUCAAUAAAGAGAUUGGCUUAAAAAGGAGCAAGGAAAAGGGCAAGAAGCGGAAGCUCGAGGAGCUUGCUGACGGACCCCUCACCACUCGAACACUCGAGGUGAACGGCUCGCAAUCCCCUGAUACUGGCGCCAUGAGCAAGAAGAAGCCCACGGAAACCGCAGACGAGUCCACUACGAAACCCAAAGACCGACACCAGAAGCAAAAACAAAAGCAACGCCCGCCUACAGACGACGAGAAGAAAAGAUUCCAUUCCCUCAAAAAGAAAGCGGAAGCCCUCUACGAAAUCCGCAAGAACCUCCCCAUCUUCGCGCACGGCGACGAGAUUCGGCAAAACCUCCGCAAAAAUGACGUUAUGCUAUUGAUCGGUGAAACCGGUAGCGGAAAGAGUACACAGAUCCCGCAAUUCUUGGUAAACGAGCAGUGGUGUCGGCCGACAAAGACUACAAUCGUGAACGCGGAUGAUGGGUCGCAAAAGGAAGCGCUUGUCGGCGGGUGUAUAGCAAUCACGCAGCCUCGACGUGUUGCUGCGAUUUCGCUUGCGCGGCGUGUGGCGGAGGAGAUGGGGACGCCGCUGGGGAAUUCUUCGCCGGCGAGUAAAGUUGGUUACUCGGUGCGGUUUGAUACAUCUACGUCACCGAGUACGCGGGUGAAGUUUUUGACAGAGGGAAUGCUGCUUCAGGAGAUGCUGCAUGAUCCGUGGUUGACCAAGUAUAGUGCCAUUGUCGUCGAUGAAGUCCACGAGCGCGGUGUGAAUGUCGAUUUGGUGAUGGGAUUUUUGAGGAAUUUGGUCUCCGGGAAGAAGGAAGGGAGAGGUGGAGUGCCGUUGAAGGCCGUGGUCAUGAGUGCCACGGCUGAUAUGGAGAGCCUACAAGAGUUUUUCAAGGAAGGGUUUCAGGGACGGCAAUUGGAGGAGGCUAAGAAGGAUGCACCCGAUGGCAUUGCCGUAUGUCAUAUCAAGGGUCGCCAAUUUCCGGUGAAGACGAUAUACGCUCCGGAGGCGGUUCAUGAUUUUGUCGACGCGGCGCUCAAGGUGAUCUUCCAGAUCCACUACAAGGAGCCUAUUCCAGGCGAUAUCCUAGUCUUUCUGACGGGUCAGGAGACAGUCGAAGCUCUGGAGAAUUUGGUGAAUGAGUAUGCCACCGGAAUGGAUCCUGCAUUACCGAAAAUUCAAGUUCUCCCGCUCUUUGCUGCGCUCCCACAGGCAGCUCAACAACGGGUGUUUGCUCCUGCACCGCCCCGGACUCGCAAGAUCAUCCUGGCGACGAACAUUGCAGAGACAUCCGUGACGGUGUCUGGUGUCCGGUACGUCGUGGAUUGCGGAAAGGCGAAGAUCAAGCAAUUCCGAACCAGGCUAGGGCUGGACUCCCUGCUUGUCAAGCCCAUUUCGAAAUCCGCUGCCACCCAGCGGAAGGGUCGUGCUGGUCGAGAGGCGCCUGGCCAGUGCUUCCGAUUAUAUACAGAGAAAGACUACCUUGCACUCGACGAGGUCAAUACGCCGGAGAUUCUGAGAUGUGACCUCAGCCAGGCCAUCCUCAAUAUGAAGGCUCGUGGUGUAGACAAUGUCAUAGAAUUCCCGUUCUUGACACGGCCACCUCGCGAAGCAUUGGAAAAGGCUCUACUCCAGUUGCUCAGCAUCGACGCCCUCGAGGAAACUGGUAAAAUCAGCGCCAUCGGAUCGCACAUUGCGAAGCUCCCAUUGACUCCGACACUGGGUCGCGUGCUGCUUGCUGCGUCCGAUUUCGGCCCAGAUUGUCUGCUUGAUGUCAUUGACAUUAUUUCAAGUCUCAGUGUGGAGAACGUCUUCUUAAAUACCACAUCGGAGGAGAAAAAGGAAGAGGCAGAGCAGUCUCGACGUGAUCUAUACCGAAGAGAGGGCGACCACCUUACGAUGUUAAUGACUGUACGGGCAUACGCCUCAGAAAACACCGAUCGAAAAGCAUGGGCUGAGCGGCAUCUGGUCUCACAUCGGGCCAUGCAGUCUGUCAUGGAUGUCCGCAAACAACUCACGGCCCAAUGCCGACAAGCGAAACUGCUCCCGAGUUCCACUGAGACUCAGAGUUCAUCAACAGUCAGAGAACCUUCCCCUAUCCACAUCCUGAAGAGCUUCCUACGUGGGUUUUCCACAAACACAGCUCGUCUUGUGCCGGACGGCAGCUACCGUACUGUGGUGGGGAACCAGACGGUGGCGAUACACCCCUCCAGUGUGCUCUUCGGAAAGAAGGUGGAGGCCAUCAUGUACAAUGAGUUUGUGUUUACCAAUCGUAGCUAUGCGCGAGGGGUAAGUGCAGUGCAGAUGGACUGGGUAGGAGAAGCUUUGGCAGGGGAGUAG